GCGUGGUCUCAGCUUACAUCAGGAGCACAGACAGCAGCAGCAGUUCACGUAAAGUGACCGAGACUAUUGUGGCUGUUAGAAAUAUCCAGGCAGAAACAUGUCGGUGGCGUGUCUGAGUAGAAAUGUUUUGGCUUUUAGGAAUUCUAGUAUGAUGGUGAUGGUGCGUCAUGCUCAGACUGCAGCUGCUCCGGCUCCUGAACCCAGGAUCAAAAAGUUCCAGGUUUACCGCUGGGACCCCGACAAACCCGGAGACAAACCACGAAUGCAGACGUAUGAAAUCGAUCUCAACACCUGUGGGCCGAUGGUUCUGGAUGCCCUCAUUAAGAUCAAGAAUGAAAUAGACCCCACGCUCACAUUCAGACGUUCCUGCCGUGAGGGUAUCUGCGGCUCAUGUGCCAUGAAUAUAAAUGGAGGAAACACGCUGGCGUGCCUCAACAAGAUCGACACCAACACUAGCAAACCCACCAAAAUCUACCCGCUUCCACACAUGUAUGUCGUCAAAGAUCUUGUGCCUGAUAUGAGCAACUUCUACGCGCAGUACAAAUCCAUUGAGCCCUACCUGAAAAAGAAAGAUGAAUCUCAGGAGGGGAAGGAGCAGUAUUUCCAGUCAGUGGAGGACAGACAGAAGCUGGAUGGCCUGUACGAGUGCAUCCUUUGUGCCUGCUGCAGCACCAGCUGUCCCAGCUACUGGUGGAAUGGAGACAAAUAUCUGGGACCUGCUGUCCUCAUGCAGGCAUACCGGUGGAUGAUUGACUCCCGUGAUGAAUUCACAGAGGAUCGCCUGUCUAAACUUCAGGACCCCUUCUCACUGUACCGCUGCCACACUAUCAUGAACUGCACUAAGACUUGUCCCAAGGGACUCAACCCGGGAAAGGCCAUCGCGGAGAUCAAGAAAAUGAUGGCGACUUACAAAGAGAAGAAAGCAGCAGCUUCAUGAGCGUGUGAAUAUGAAACUGGUUCAAGAUCCACUGAGAAUACCUCAAACUAAGGAGGCCAGCUGUAAACCUUGCUUAAAACUGUACAUUUUGUGCUCUUGAUGAGUGUCGUAUGUGUUUGAGUCCAAGUGUGUUUAAGUGAACAGGAAGAUGGAAAUUCUGAGAAAAGGACGCUAGAAAUCCCGUACAAGUGUUGCAACAUGUUGGACUACAGUUCUGCUUUUUGCAUGCUGUACUACAUUUGCUUGAAAUUUAAUCAGAUUGUUAAUAUUUAUAUGAUUAAUCAUUAAACUCGAGUAAAGCUUGAUAUGGAGGCUAUGCUUGUAUGCUGAUCACCUUCGCAACUUGCAAUCCAAUACUGAAGGAUAAUGAGAUGAAAACAUAUCAGAUGUUUUGUCACAGUGAGAUAAUUUUCUGCUUAUGGCAAAGAAGAAGAAAUAACUUACACCUGUUGUCAUAAUGACAACAAGCGCUACCUGAAUUCUAAAUUUUGAUGUCCUACACCUACAAGCUGCCCAACAACUACAGGGCUGCGUGUGUUAUUGGUCUGUAGUAAGCUGAUUUCACUGUAAACAAGUACAUUUUUUUGGGACCAUAAAUCCAACUCAUUCUUAGCAGAAUGAGUAGUGGUAAAAUGUAA
Molecule: messenger RNA, 1575 nt
Organism: Oreochromis niloticus (Nile tilapia)
Lineage: Eukaryota; Metazoa; Chordata; Actinopteri; Cichliformes; Cichlidae
Product: succinate dehydrogenase [ubiquinone] iron-sulfur subunit, mitochondrial
Exons: 8
Coding region: 98-937 (279 amino acids)
Biological process (GO): tricarboxylic acid cycle; aerobic respiration; respiratory electron transport chain
Cellular component (GO): mitochondrial membrane
Molecular function (GO): 2 iron, 2 sulfur cluster binding; oxidoreductase activity; electron transfer activity
Source: RefSeq, a predicted model, not a curated record